Bipolaris sorokiniana ND90Pr is the source of this 1238-nucleotide messenger RNA. Its product is annotated as glycoside hydrolase family 71 protein. NCBI's taxonomy places the organism in Eukaryota, Fungi, Ascomycota, Dothideomycetes, Pleosporales, Pleosporaceae. Gene Ontology annotation, molecular function: glucan endo-1,3-alpha-glucosidase activity. Bases 123 to 1238 code for a protein of 371 amino acids. The record is from RefSeq and is a predicted model, not a curated record. The transcript has 2 exons.
UCGGGGGUGUUCAAGAGAAAGAUAUUAUCCAGGACAUCAAGGAUGCGAAAAGCAUUGGUCUUGACGGCUUUGCGCUAAACUAUGAUCAAUUUGAGUGGUGGUCUAAUGACACUGUCAACUUCAUGUUCAACCAUGCAGACGAAUUGGGUGGCUUCAGUCUCUUCUUUUCAUUCGAUCACGGCAAAGGAAUCUUGAAAGACCCUCUUGACUACGCCACCUAUUUCACCACAUACAGCGGCCGUCCCUCGUAUCUCAAGAUGAAGGAUCGAAACGGAGAUGCUCGAAAGCCUGUUCUGUCCACUUUCGGGGGCGAGAACAUCAAAAACGAUAGAUGGAACCAGUUCAAGAAGACGGUAGGCGAUGUACUGAUCAUACCCGGUUUCUCUGAAGUCUACAACCCUACCACCAACUUCUUCCAGGGCCGCAGUGCUCUCGACGGUGUGUUCAACUGGAACUCCUGGCCCACCGUCCAAGAAGACAGGGUUGCCGUGUCAGCAGCAGUAGACCGCACUUUCCAGACUGCCGCAAGGAACGCAAACAAGUACUUCAUGAUGGGCAUUUCUCCCCUCCAAUUCAAACACACCAGCUACGGUAACUGGUACCGCCGCGGCGAAGACAACCUCGAGAACCGCAUCGGUCAGAUUCUCAAUGUCCAGCCCGACAUGGUGCAGCUGCAGACUUGGAACGAUGGCGGAGAGAGCCACUACAUGGGCCGCCUUCACCCGGAACCGCUAGACAACCGAACAAAGGCUCUGACUGACGGCUACGAUCACACUGGCUACUGGCAGAUUCUUGCGUCCUUCAUCAAUGCGUGGAAGAGGCGCGACACUUCGACUGCCAAUAUGUACCCUACCAACGGUAAACCCGUCCAAGGCACCUUCUGGCACCACACUCUGACCAUUGGCGGUUCUUGCUAUGCCGACGAAAUUGCCAAGCCAGGCAGCAUCAUGACUGGCGGUGAAGACGCCGUGUCCGGUGUUAUCCUCGUGGCACAAAACAAGCAGGGUCUCAAAGCUGAGGUCAAGGUCGGCAAUGUUCGAUUGGGCAACGUCAUUUCUCUCUCUCCCGGCUUCAACAAGUUUAAGCUUACUGGGCUGGAGAAGCUAGUUCCUGGGAAGGUGCAGGUUGAAGUGUGGGAUGGAAGCACGAUGGUUGGGGGUGGCUAUGGUAGCAUUGAAGUUACACGGGAGAAGGCGCUUUGUAACUACAAUUUCCAGGUUGUUGGUCUGCCUUCUUGA